CUCUUUCCUUCACACCUUUCCCUGCCCCCUUUGGGGCAUAUUCACUCACCAGCAUGAACCAAUCUUUACUCAAUCCCUUUGCCACUCCCGCCAUCCCAGAGUCAGUACAUCAAGUCCUCGCCCCUCAGACCGAAACAGCCUGCCUCUGUGCGCGCUUCAAUCCUCGCGGCCUCUUCGCUGGACAGUACAUAGCAGCCGCCAGAGCAGACUGCGCUGUCGCCAUCUAUGACUUGGAGACACGCUCCCUCGUCCGAUUCCUGGAGGGUCAUGUUCGCCCGGUCACUAGCUUGGAUUGGAGCUCCACGGGCAGGUUCCUGGUGAGCGGCAGCAUGGAUUGGAACGUAGUUGUAUGGGAUCUGAAGAAGCGCGAGGGAGGUGCCAGGACAAGGACGAUCCGAUUUGAUGCACCUGUCAGUCAGGUCACAUUUGCGCCGGGCACAAGCAGGGUAUUGCUGGUAGUGCUGGAAUCGCAGCAGGCUAUUGUCGUCGACCUGCGUAGGAAGAAGAGACGGAGGAUGGCAAUACCGAGCGAGGCUUCGAGCGGGCAGGCGGGGCCGUCCAAAUGGCAGACAAUGGAGCUCAAGAUUGAUCUGGCACAAAGACAUGCUGAGGAGUCGGGCGAGGACGAUGCUGGCCUGCCCCCCAUCACUGCUGCCCUCUUUCAUCCCUCGGGCGCUUACAUCUUUGCAGGCACCACGCGAGGGGAAAUCUUGGCCUUCUCGUUCCAAGACUCUCCCUCGCCUUCUUCCUCGUCCGCCACUUGCCGCUUGAUAGCCCGUUCCAACAUCUCCGGCUCCUCUGCCAUUCGUGAGAUGGCUCUGGACCGCUCAGGACGCAGCAUAGUCGUCAACUCCAACGACCGCUCUAUCCGCGUCAUAGCAAUCGAGGUCCCACCCCUUUCUCCCAUCAACAAAGCUCCUCCCUCCUCGCCAGAUGCCGUAGUCUCCAUCUCAACAGUGCAUCGCUUCCAAGACCUAGUCAAUCGCACCCCUUGGAACGGCGUUGGCUUCAGCGGCGACGGCGAAUACAUCUAUGCAGGCGCUGCUCACCAAGCAGCGCACAACGUCUACAUAUGGGAUCGGGGCUCCGGUAUCCUGGACAAGAUCCUCGAAGGCCCCCGCGAGCCACUAGUAGAUGCCGAUUGGCACCCAGUUCGCCCCCUCAUCCUAUCCGUCAACGUCAGUGGCUCACUCAACGUCUGGUUCACGCCGAAUGCAGAGAAUUGGUCAGCGUACGCGCCUGGCUUCGAGGAGUUGGAGGAGAACGUCGAGUAUGAAGAGGGCGAAGAUGAGUUUGAUUUGGAAGAUGAGGAGGAGGAGAGACGUAGGAGGGAGAAUGAUGAAGAGGAGGGAGGUGAGAUAGACCUUUGGACUCUUGUAGGAGCACCUGCGCCGGCGAGGGGGGUGGGGGGCACCAUAUUUGAUGUGGAAAGGAGAGUGAAGGGUCAGGGCGAUAGGGAUGGGCAGAAGAUGGAAGUUGAUGAGGAGCAGGGAGCGGAUGAACAGUGGCAGUACGCCUGGGCGGAGGACGAAGAGCUCGAUGGCGAGGACUUUGCACUGCACGUUGUGCUGCAAGACUUUCAGUCGCGGGACUACCGCGACGCUGAUACCACGUAGGAAAGGCCACGCAAUUGCAUUUCCUGCAUGCUCU
Messenger RNA from Jaminaea rosea, 1650 nucleotides. RefSeq names its product WD40 repeat-like protein. The record is from RefSeq and is a predicted model, not a curated record. Bases 54 to 1616 code for a protein of 520 amino acids. The transcript has a single exon. Lineage: Eukaryota; Fungi; Basidiomycota; Exobasidiomycetes; Microstromatales. Gene Ontology annotation, molecular function: protein binding. Gene Ontology annotation, cellular component: Set1C/COMPASS complex.